ACCAACAGAAUACGUCCCCGACGAAAAAAAAAAUGUCCUCUCUCUUCCUUCGUCUCCUCCUCUUCUUUCUCCUCUCAAAUUUUCUCUCAGCUCAAGCUGACACCAACAUCACCCUGGGAGAAACCUUGACCCCUCUGACUCCACCCACAUCUUGGCUCUCCCCUUCCGGCGACUUCGCUUUCGGGUUCCGUCCUCUUGAAUCCGACCCGACCCAAUUCCUCCUCGCCGUCUUCUUCAACAAAGUCCCCAACCAAACCGUAGUCUGGACCGCAAAUGGAGGCAAAACCACUAAUAAUCAGUCGAAGGCCGUGUUCACUCAAGAUGGCCGGCUUUCCCUCCGAGACCACGCAGGCAAUGAAAUUUGGAACACCAGUGUCACUGCUGCAACAUCUGCAGCCAUGCUCGACACAGGCAACUUCAUGCUAGUGAGCUCAAACUCAAGCACACUAUGGCAAACCUUCGACAAUCCGACUGAUACUAUUCUGCCUGGCCAAGUACUACAAGAAGGAACUAGUCUUUAUGCACGACUUACCGACAGCGAUUAUUCACGUGGAAGAUUUGAAUUAGGUGUGCAGCCUGAUGGAAAUCUCGUGUUGUAUUCUUUAGCUUAUCCUACUGCGUUCCGGUAUAGGCCUGCUUAUUGGGCUAGUAACACUUGGGGUUCAGUACACGUUCAACUUGUGUUUGGUCAGUCUGGAAAGCUGUACCUCGCUCGCGCUAACAACAGCGAGUUGUUCACUGUAUCCUCGGUGCAAAUCACAGAAGAUCAUUUCCAGAGGGCAACACUCGAUUCUGAUGGUGUUUUCAGGCAUUAUACACUUCUAAAGAACAAACUGACCACUGGAAGUUGGGAUGUGCAAGUAUCAACACCUGAUAACAUCUGCGAAAGCCUUCAAACUGAUGUAGGCAGCGGGGCAUGUGGAUUCAACAGCUACUGCACUUUCGAUUCAGAUGGAAGGGUUAAUUGCCAGUGCCCACCUAAGUAUUCUUACCUUGAUCCAGAUAACAAAUACAAAGGUUGCAAGCCAGAUUUUAUAUCUCAAAGUUGUGAACCUGGAGGAGAAGCACCGUUCGAUUUUGUUGAAAUGAAUAAUGUGGAUUGGCAACAUUCAGAUGUUGAGACAUUAAACCCCAUGAAUGAAGCUCAGUGCAAAGACAACUGCUUAAAGGACUGUUUUUGCUUGGUUGCUGUGUACAGUACCGAAACAUGCCGGAAGAAGAAGUUUCCUCUUUCAAAUGGGAAUUUGGGAAGCAGCAUUCAAACAAACGUUUUCAUCAAAUUCUCCAAAUAUAAUAACACAAACACAAACACAAUCUAUCUUCCUUCAAAAUCAGAUAAUGGGAAGAGAAAUUGGAAAACUUUGGUGCUUACAGCAUCGAUUCUUCUGGGAAGCUCAGUACUUCUGAACUUGGUUGUUGUUUCUGCUUGUGUAUAUAAAAGAAAACGGCGGUUGUUGUACAGAGAUCCAGGUGGUUUAGUGCCAUCUCUUUGCUCAUUCACCUACAAAGAGCUUGAAUUCGCCACCAAAGGGUUCACCGAAGAGCUAGGAAGAGGUGCUUUUGGUACUGUAUAUAAAGGUAAUAUAGCAUAUUCAGAAUCUCAAACUCUCAUUGCUGUCAAGAAACUAGGAACUCUGUUGGAAGAAGCUGAGAGAGAUUUCACUAACGAGGUCAAUACUAUCGGCCAGACACACCACAAGAAUCUAGUGCGCUUGCUUGGAUUCUGCAAGGAGGGGGAGCAUAGGCUUUUGGUAUAUGAGUUCAUGAGCAAUGGAUCCCUAAGUAAGUACAUAUUUGGGAUGAAUUGUGUUGAGUGGACACAACGAGCCCAAAUUGCAAUUAGUAUCGCUGAAGGACUUGCAUAUUUGCAUGAGGAAUGCAGGAAACAGAUCAUACAUUGUGACAUAAAGCCUCAGAACAUACUCUUGGAUGAAAAUAAUGUCGCUAGGAUAUCGGAUUUUGGACUAGCGAAACUGUUAAGGCUCGAGCAAACUCGAACAAGCACUGGCAUCAGGGGAACUAUAGGUUAUUUCGCACCUGAAUGGUUUAAAAACAUUGCUAUCACAACAAAAGUGGAUGUUUAUAGCUUUGGAGUGGUAUUAUUGGAGAUUAUUUGUUGCAGGAGGAAUUUCGAUUGGGGAUUGGAGAGCCAAGAGAAGUUGACAGUCAUUGACUGGGCGAAGGAAUGCUAUAAGAAUGGGAGAAUGGAUUUGUUGGUGGAGGACGACGAGGAGGCGAAAAAAGAUAGGUUGAGGCUUGAGAGAUUUGUUUUGGUUGGUAUUUCUUGUGUUCAGGAUGAGCCUUGGCUAAGGCCUUCAAUGAAGAAGGUUGUUCAGAUGCUGGAAGGAGCGACUGAGGUUUCUGUUCCUCCCAAUAUGUACUCGAUACAUUUGCAACAGUGAGAUGGAGGCCUGCUUCGCUUACUCCAUGUAAGCACUUGCUUUGUGUUAUAUUAUCUCUGUAGUUAUAUGUAAGUGUUUAUGGUAUGCUAGUUUUAGCAAAUGUACGACAUUUAUGUUGUACACUUCAAAAUUAUUGUAAUACUUCAAAUUAAGAUGUCAACAAGUACCCAAAUUAUGAGAUUUUUUUUAUGCCACAAUAGUGGUAUAUAGGAGAUAGAAUGUAAUAUACGAAUGGUGAUAGAAUGUGAAUGGAGAUAAGAAUGUAAUUUAUUAGGAACGGUGAA
This is a messenger RNA of Asparagus officinalis (garden asparagus), 2686 nucleotides long. Its product is annotated as G-type lectin S-receptor-like serine/threonine-protein kinase LECRK2. NCBI's taxonomy places the organism in Eukaryota, Viridiplantae, Streptophyta, Magnoliopsida, Asparagales, Asparagaceae. The record is from RefSeq and is a predicted model, not a curated record. Gene Ontology annotation, biological process: protein phosphorylation. The coding region runs from base 33 to 2402 and encodes 789 amino acids. Gene Ontology annotation, molecular function: protein serine/threonine kinase activity; ATP binding. The transcript is spliced from 4 exons.